GUGGCGUUGGCGGCGCUGAACUGGUCGAUUUAUCAAUCGGGUGCGAAUAGAAGACUGAACAACAAAGAUGGCUUACCGUCCAAGUAGUGGACGAGGUGGGUAUCAGAAUAAUAGAAUGCAGACAAUUAAUCAGCAAGAAAAACUACUUGCUGAAAAGAAGAAAGAGAUUUUACAGAAGUUGGAGGAAAAAAAGAAAAAACAGUUGGCAGAAGAGGAGUUAAAGAGAGUUCCAUUGAUCCCAAGUAUACCUUUACCAGCCGUGCCUGCUCCGCCACCUCCUAAGGAGGCUACUCCAUCACCUAAACCACAGGCACCAGGAUUGAAUACGUUCAGUAAUGAUGGCAGUUUCUUGGAAAAAUUUAGAAAGAUGCAAGAAGCUCUUAGUAAAGGAGAACAUUCAAUCAUCUCAAUUGCAAAUGCACCCCCACCGCCACCCCCAACAGAGCCAUAUGAUAGUCCAAGUCCAGCAGCCCCAGCAACAAGCACUCAAAUGAAGCCGUCUUCAGCACCUAAUGCAUUCAGUAGUACUAGUAAGAUGAAGCCAGCAGCACCACUUAAGUUCUCUAAGCCCACUGUUUUUCAGGACUCUGAUAGUGAUGAUGAGAAUGACUCAAGUGACAGUAUCUUACCGCCAGAGGAUCCUGAAAUGAAGGAGAUCAUCGAAACAUUUGCAAAAAGUGUAGCGAAUGGGGGAGUAGUGAUUGAAGAAAUUGCAGCUAAAAACCACAAGAACAACCCAAGAUAUCGUUUUCUCUUGGACACCAGCUCAAAAUUACACCAAUAUUACAGGAAAAAAGUGAAUGAAUAUAGAAUAGAGAACCAGCAGAUAUUUGCUGAUAAAACAGUUGCAUGGUUGGCAACUAAAGAUGCUAGUCCUUCAAAUGCAAUCCCAUCUUCUGGCCAUGCACCAGGUGACGAUGCUAAGGGCAAAAGAAAGCGCAAGAGUCGUUGGGGUAACGAGAUGAAUACAGAUAUACCACCCCCUAAGCUGGCUGUUCCUCCAAAUAUAAAUCCUGUUGGAAUGAUUGGCACAACAGAACUCAGUGAGGAUCAGAAAAAGCAAUUAAUAGAGCAGAAACAGAUGCAAGCCAUGUACAAUGCAGUGAUUUCAAGACAAAAACAGCUGAUGCAACAGCAGGAACAUCACCAAGAGUUGAAAAAGAAAUAUGAGUACGACAGUGAUGAGGAUGUAGAGGGCGGCACAUGGGAACACAAGCUAAGAGCAAGGGAGAUGAGGGAAACACAAGAAUAUGCUGAGGAGUUGACAACACUUGGUAGGGGCAAGCAUCACCUGGGUGAUUUUCUGCCUCCUGAGGAACUUGAGAAAUUCAUGGAAACAUUAAACGCCUUGAAAGAAGGUCGAACACCAGACUAUUCAGAUUAUAAGGAAUUCAAACUGCAAGCUGAUAAUAUUGGUUUCCAGAUGUUGCAGAGACUUGGAUGGAAAGAAGGAGACGGACUUGGAUCUGAUGGUCAGGGAAUAACUGCGCCAGUCAAUAGGGCAGUGCAGAGGUCAGACAACCAAGGACUUGGUAUUGAUAGACCAGCCAACCUUACCAAAGAGGAUGCUGACAAUGAAUAUGAUGCAUAUCGCAAGCGUAUGAUGUUAGCUUACAGGUUUCGACCUAACCCACUGAAUAAUCCCAGACGACCAUACUACUAGGAGAAUUGAAAGACAAUGAAGAGCCAUUCCAGAAUGUGUACAUAUUAAUUAAAUAAAACAUAAUAAAUAUCACACUACUAUAUUCCUUGAGAUGAAUAGGAGAUUAGGUUUUCAUAGGACAUUAAUGAUGACAUAAUGUGGAAUUUUAACCAACUAAUUAUAAUGGAAAAGUUGUGUUAUAUGAAAUAUUGAUAUGACAUUAGUUUUUUUAAUCUCUGGUGUCAUUAUGAACUAAGCUAACUCAUACUAAGGCUUGUUAUCAGAACUAUAAUAGAGCGUCAGACCCAAUAGUUAUCAUAACGCAUGGCAUUAGUGUUACUACUGUAGGACCCAUAAUAUGGCCAGUGUUACCAGAACCCAUACGGCACUAUUAUUAGAGCCCAUAAAUGGCAUCAGUGUUAUAAUGCAUGGCAUUAGUGUUACUACUAUAGAACUAAUAAUAUGGCAUCAAUGUUAUUAGAACCCAUAAUAUGGCACUAUUAUUAUUAUUAUUAGAAAUCAUAAUAUGGCAUCAGUGUUAUCAGAACCCAUAGUAUAGUACUAGUAUUAAUACCAGGAACCAUAAUAUGGCAUCAGUGUUAUCAGAACCCAUAACAUGGCACUAGUAUUACCAGAAACCAUAAUGGGGUAUCAAGUGUUUCGAGAACCCAUAAUAUGGCUUAGUAUUAUCAGAAAUCAUAUGGCAUCAGUGUUAUUUGAACCCAUAAUAUGGCACUAAUAUUACCAGAAACCAUAAUAUGGAAUCAGUGUUAUUAGAACCCAUAAUAUGGCUUAGUAUUACCAGAAACCAUAUGGCAUCAGUGUUAUGAGAACCCCUAAUAUGACACUAAUAUUACCAGAAACCAUAAUAUGGCAUCAGUCGGAAAAGGAGUAAGACUAGGCCUAGACAAAUGUAAGAAGAUAAAAGUUGGAAAUAUACUGUCUGUCCUGGGAGCUCUCAUCUGUCCAAGAGAAAUACUGUAUCCUCAUUUUGAUAUAGACCUAUAGCUUUGUCUACACUAUCAAAUUUUAUGUGACAAAAAAAAGUGAUGUUCCCACAUGUGUGUACGAUAACGUCAUAUCACAUACAGUACUAUCAAAUUGUAUCAAAAAAAGUUGAACGUGUUCAACUCUUACUUUCCAUCCAUUUUUAUGUGACGCUUUUUUUGAUAAAAUUUGAUAGUGCAGACAAAGCUUUAGGAGAAUUUGAUUCCACUCCGCAGCUCAAAUCAUGCCAACAUCCACAGUCCAAGGAUUGAUUGGAUUAUUGACUUGCUAAAAAAAUUACAUGAUAUCAUUGAGCGCUUAAGGAAAUUAUUCAAACGGGACGCUUAUUCGCGCGCACGAGUAAGGUACCUGGAUUUGUCUUUAAUGCAUGUACCUAAGCAUUGUUUGUCUUUAUGUCAUGCUGAAUAAAAAUAGCCAUUAUAAAACAAAUCAAAGUUACUUUGCAGAAUAAGUGAGUUUUAUCAAUAUGUCAAUUUUUAGUUUGUUCUUCAACCCUGUAGUAAAAGUAGUGCUCCUACCAACUGUCAUAAUCAUCAAAAAAAUGUUUAAAAAUACCAAUUCAAAUACUACAAUGAAAGGUACAAAAAUCAGUACCAUCAAAAUCCACAGGCAAUGUAAACAGUAACCAUUAAAUUGAAGAGUAAAAUAAUAGACCUAACACCAGUACAUUUAGAAGUAGAAAGAGAAACAGUACUGGGUAGUGAUUUAAACCUGUAUGUAUUUCGGUGUUGUUUUUUUUUUUUAACUUCUUGAAGGGUAAUCAAACACUGAAUGUAAUUGAAACUAGAAUGGAGAAACAAAACUUAAAUGUUUUAAGAUGAUUACCAGUGAUUUGUGUGUGUGUGUAUGUGUGAUAAUUAUAUGCUCUUCUAAAAUGUGUUUAGAAGAGAAUAGAGUAAUUUUUCUGAAAAUUAUUAGCAGCAAGUUCCUGUAAAUCUGGAAGUUCACUUUGAUUGACAUUUGCCAGCUCUAAAAUAUCGAAUAAAGAUUAGAGUUGUAGUCACUAA
This is a messenger RNA of Anneissia japonica, 3657 nucleotides long. Its product is annotated as SURP and G-patch domain-containing protein 1-like. Bases 68 to 1663 code for a protein of 531 amino acids. Gene Ontology annotation, biological process: RNA processing. Gene Ontology annotation, molecular function: RNA binding. The transcript is spliced from 12 exons. The record is from RefSeq and is a predicted model, not a curated record. Gene Ontology annotation, cellular component: nucleoplasm. Lineage: Eukaryota; Metazoa; Echinodermata; Crinoidea; Comatulida; Comatulidae.